ACAACUGUAGACUUUGAACGACGAAACCCUAUCUAAAAUUUUGAUUGUCAUCGUCUGCUUGUUAUGCCGGAGAUUCCGUGGGGGAUAUCCCCAGGUUCGAUAGUUAGAUGGAUAGACUGAAGAGCUGUACGUGUCAAACUUCCACAGCACUUAGAAGUAAAACCUAGGAACCUAAGAAUGGGACAUGUUCAGUCCAAAAAGAAAAAAACUAAGAAAGUGGGUGAUGUAAACUACAGUUCACAGGGUAUUAUCUCAGGAGAUGCGGAUUCUCUUCAUCAAAUCAAGUUUAAUCGCCUGUCAGCAGACUUAGAACGUCUUUCUCUCAGCAGUGGGUAUCACUCUCGUGACUCUUUGUUGGGGUCAGACUUCAAACAGAAAACCAUGUCUUUGAAUAGAAACAAUAAUGUCACAAAAGACUUGAAUCUCAUGAAGGACUCGUAUAGCUACGAACGGCUCAAUGUGGACGACCAUCCAGCACUAACAAAGUUACAAAAUGAACAAAAUAGACGAUUAGAAAAAAUGGAGGAAAGAAUGUCACAGAUUCGUAUACAUGCUAUGCAAGAAGCAGAACGUAGGAAAUAUGCUCAUUUGUUCAAGGCGAAAAAGAAAGAAAGUCCCACACGUGAAUUGUUAUGUAAGGCAAAGGAUAAACUCAAACAAAGCACCUGUGAUACCCCCUUGGAUAUUUCUUCCAAAAACACAUCACAUAAUGAAGAGGUAGACAAAGGGGAGAUAAUUCCUGUUACUGUGGCAACAGAGACACAACUUGUUGACAGGGAAGAGGUUGAUCCACCAAACUAUUUACAAAAUCUCCCUGCCCUAGGUGCUGUUAAUCUCAAUGAUCCAAAAUCUAUUUUUUUCCUGCCCUUUUUAUUUCCAAUAUUCAUCUUCAUGGUACUUGUACGGAGUGUUUCACAAUCUGAUGUGUGGCAGAGAACAGGCCAAACACCUACUCGACAGAAGAAGAGGAAUUAGAAUACUCACAAAAAUUACUAAUGCAAAAAAUUAUACUCAUAAGUCCCAAAAAUCAUUAAUUGUAUAUAUACUCCAGGCCAUAAAUUAAGGUCACACAAGGACUUGACACUAGGUCAUCAAUCUAGGUUAUCAUAAAGGUCAUGUAUUAAGGUCAUCUAUCAAGGUCUUCACUCAAGGUCAGAAAACAAGGACAUAAGUCAAGGUCAUCACUCAAAGUCAUCAAUCAAAUAUGAUUAGUAUAUGUCACUUAGAGUCUUAAAUCUUUUGUGACAAUUCUUCAUUCUCAUUUAGUUAAAGUUCCUUAAACGAAGUCACGAUAGUGUUUUGUUGUUUAGUAGAGGUUUUCAAAUAUCCUGUGGUAUUCACUGGGUGUUGAUGACCUCUGCAUAAUGUAUGUUUCAUGAUCAUGUAGGUAUACUUGGUGACCUCAAUAAGGUCAUUCAACAGGUCAUAUUUGUGUACCUGAUGACCUCAAAGGUGAUCUUGAUGACCUCCAUAUGAUUGGGAAGUCUUAUAGUUAUUCGAGGUGACCCCUGUAAUGUCAGGAGGUCUUAUAGAUGUUAUCACUGACCCCUGUUAUGUCCAGAGGUCUUAUAGAUGUUCUAGGUGACCCCUGUAAUAUCCAGAGGUCUUAUAGAUGUUCUUGGUAACCCCUUUAAUGUCAGGGGUCAUAUAUAUGUACUUUGUUUUGUAACUCAUACAAAAUAUGUAUGCCAUAUGAAACCAUAACAUUAUCAAUCUCUAGAUACAUGUACCAAGGGGGAACAUACUCCACCAGGCCAAUUACAUUUGAAAUGUAAUAUGAACCAAUAUGUUGUAAUGAUUCUUUAACAAUUCUGUCUGUUGGAUAUCAAUAAUUAUCAAUAAUAAUUUAAUACUAAUAUGCUGCUGCCUGAUGGAAACUUUACAUCUCGCCAGUGUGAUAACAUCUAUUUUCUUCUGUUGUAUAUGGUAUCACAUGUAUAACAUUUAAAGUUUAUUGGGAUAAACCUUCAUACAAAAUUAAGCAAUUUGAAUAACUGGCUUACAGCUUAAGAUAUGGUAGUUUUGCCCUGUGACUAUGAGGACCAAGGCUCGAUAGGAAGUUCAUCUUCAGAUUUACAGACUGAUUAAUUUACUGUGCAGGGUUUCUUUUCAUCAUUUAAAAGUUUCAAGACACAAAUAUUUAAUUAAGAUCUUAAGAUAUGAGAGGGAGAUUUUCUUGUACUUGGAUCUGUAUUUUACUAGUGAUUCUCAAUUUUGUUUUUACAAUUAAAAAAGCUAUUAUUCAAUUCUUUUUUUUAUUUUAUAGUUAAAAUUGGCAAGAAAUAUGGCAUUGAAUUCAUAAAAAAAGUUUUUAUCAAAUAAUGCACAUACUAGACAUUUCAGUAGAACUCAACAGUAUUUCUGAUGUUACAACAAUAUUCCCCUAUAUACUAAGCAGGAUUGCAGACUAGUUGAUUAGCUGCACUUCAGAUUACUAGAUGUCAUAUUCCACUCUGAUAGAUACAGUUAAAUAAUGUAUUGCUAUGUUUUUCUAUAGCCAUGAGUCUGUUUUGUUUGAAUAACAAGAGACAGGGAAGUAUCAAAUAUCAUACGCUGUAUUAAGUGGGUAUGAUCAAAUUAAUUCAAAAUCCUUUUUUGUUUUCUCAGCUGUAGCAACUUCCAUGUAUGAAUGGAGUAGAAUGCCACGAAUAUUUACUGUACAGUAUCGUAUCAACUGAGACGAUAAAUUUGUCGUCUAAUACAAUAUUAAUACAUAGUGUGAGUGAAAACUUUUCAUUUCCUUGAACAUGAAUUCUGUAUUUUCAACACCACUUAAUUCUCUGUAUAUUUUACUUGUUUUAUCAUGUAUAUUUCAUACAUUUUUUUACCUAUUUUACUCCCGUUCAUGAUUUUUUUAAUACUGAUAUUAUUUGUGUGCGACACAAGGAAGCAGUUAAAUCUGGUAUGAUUGACUCAUGUACAUUGAUUGUGAUUUGAUGGCAGAUAGCCACCAUAUAUUUUUGUUCUUCAUUCUUGAUUGUCAUAUAUUUUGUUCCCACUCAACUGAAAAUGUUUUGUUUAUAUCACAAAAUUCAAAGGCUCUACUCUUGAUUCCGUAGCCUGAUUGCAAAUGAUAUGUGUUGACUAUCAUAGUUUAGUAACUGUGAGGAAAGAGUGCAAGCAUAUCAUUGAUUUAGAUAUAGGCUUUUUUCUGAAAUUCAAAGACAUGUAUCAACAGAUUUGAUUGAUCAGUUUACUAUUUCUGAUAAAUUUCAAAUGGCUUAGUGUGAGUUACAUAUUUGGCCGUAACUUACUGUGUAACAUGCUAUUUUUCCCUGUAAACUUUUUGCCAUUUAUGCCCUUUAAUUGCUUGCUGAUCAUCUGGCUGAAUUUGUUGAGAAAAAGUUAUUUCAAUUCCACCUCGUUAUUGGAGAAAAUAAGACCUGGCUAAAACAAUUACUGUAAAUGUAAGACAUGGUUAACAUUAGGUACUGUAAACAUACCGUAAGACAUAGCAAACAGGCCAACAUAAGGCACUGUAAUUGUAAAACAUGCUUACUUUUUGAAAGUUAUAGCUUUUUAUCAUGUUUUGGCAUGUAAGAUAACAUUGAAUUCUCAUGUCCACUGUAAUAACUUGCAAAAAUAGCAAUCAGCACAAUCAUGUUCUAGCCCUAUACUUUAAGUAUAAAACAUGCUAGAUAAAAAGACCACUAAAAUGUCAGUGUAUACAUUAUCAUGGUUUUGAUAUCAUAUGGGGAAAUUUCUAUAUGGCAAAUUAAAAUCUUGCAUGGUAUUCCAUGUGGUAGAGAUGAGAUUUUCUGAUAGUGAUGGAAAGUGUCAGGUUUUGGAGAUGAUUGGUGAUAUUGAAUAUAUCUCUGUUGAUAUCACCAUGGUGAGAUUUGUAACCUGUGUAGCAGUUCUGACUCGUGCUUGUCUCUAGGGAUACGAUUUUGAGUGCAUUGAUAUUUCUUAUGAAAUAUUUAUUGGUUGUAAAAUCAAAAACUUUUUAAAGAUUGAAGGAAUAUGUUUGACUAUUGAGUGUUGAAAGGUUCAAAAUGUUGACAAAGUACAUUGUUUACUUCAAAUGUUGACAAAGUGCAAUACCAAAAAUUGAUUUGUUCAAAUUCUGAACAUUUUUGGUAAAUUGCAUAGUUAAUGUUUCAAAAUGUUGACAAUUUACAGUGCUGACAUUAAUGUACAACUAUAUACUUAUCAGAUGAUGUUGGAUAGUAGACCCCACCAAGAACCGGGGAGGAGGGGUAUGGGGUACUCUAGCUUUGCCUUGUGUCACUGGAACUUCAUGGGGUAAGGGUUCACCUUGGUGAGGCAGUAUGUAUCAGUUGUAGGUUUCUCUGACCUUCAUUUACACCUUUAAAAAAAAAGAUGGUUUGUCUUCCUGGGGUAAGGGUUCACCUUGGUGAGGCAGUAUGUAUCAGUUGUAGGUCUCUCUGACCUUCAUUUACACCUUUAAAAAAAAAGAUGGUUUGUCUUCCUGGGGUAAGGGUUCACCUUGGUGAGGCAGUAUGUAUCAGUUGUAGGUUUCUCUGACCUUCAUUUACACCUUUAAAAAAAAAGAUGGUUUGUCUUCCUGGGGUAAGGGUUCACCAAGAGGGGUGUAGCAAUGGAUGACUAUAAAUCGCCAGAUCUGUUUUGUUUUGAUUGAUAUGGGUGACUCAUCUGAAUGGGGGAAAAAAUAUUAUCAAGUAUUUUGAUGUGGACGUAUAACAAUCUAGACUAAUAAGCAAUUUUGAAUGUUGAAAUUUUGUCAUUGUUGAUUGUGACUGAGUGCCUUCUAUAUGUCCAUCCCAGAUUCCAUACAAAUAACAAGGAUUCUGCAAUAUAAUAUCACCAACAAUUUGUAUAUCUAUGUUUUAUAGGACAUAGUGUUGUCUUGUUAUGUGCAAUAUACAUAUAUUCACUUCCAUUUAUAUGUUAAAUUGUUUAUAAAUGUUUCUUUUUUUUUUCGAUUUUGAUUAUUCUAGAAUCGUGAUGAUCAUUAAUCUCUCUUAUAUAUAUAUAUAUGUGUGUGUGUAAUUCACCAUCACUAUAUAUCAUAGGUCACUAUCGCUGUACUCAUAUGACACAAUGCAGAUGUACAUAUAUGUAAUAUUAUUUCACAAACAGGAAUACAAAACACUUCAAGAGCAGUGUGUUUACUCAGUUUCCAUUCAUUUAAUAUGUAUAAAGUCAUGACACAAAACAUAGCAUUUGCAUGAAAAUUUAAUUUAUCCAUUACCAAUUUCUCCCAAAACCACAGUUCCACAAACCUGAAACUCUGCCCAUUUUCAUAUUUUAAUUUUCUUCUUCUGUUUUGAUAACAAUAAACAAAAUGUUUUAUUUACUGCUUAAUUAACAAGUGUAUUUUAUCUAAACUUCAAAAUUAGAAAAUUUAUUCUUAAAACUUCAGAAGUACUUAAAUUUCUGCUAUGCAGGUUCUAUUCCCGCAAUCUGUAGAGUGGGAAGGGAGGUAACUCUUUUUUCAAACAGAUUUUUAUAUUUUAUCUUAGAGUCCACAGAAUGUGUUUUAUCAAAAAUGAUGUAAUUUUUCAUUACAUAUCUUAUCAAUUUGUCUGUAAGUACAGAUUAUCAAUGAGAGGGCAACUAUUCUUGGAUGUUUAAUAGCAAAAAGUGCUGUAGGUAAGGAAAAAUGGACAGGAUGUUUCUUACAACGAAGAAAUUCUUUGAAUAAAGUACAUAUCACUUUUUUAUGUACAUAACAAUUUUAAAACAAAUCUUUUUAUAUUUCUUAAACAUUAUUCUUCAUUUUGAAAUUAUUUAAUGAUAUAGAUGCAUGUGUAUAAUGACGUAAAGUUUUGUGAGUUGAUAAUGUUUAAUAUCAUCUGUUACCAGCUAUGUAUGACUAAUAUUUCUUCACCUUAGGGGACUCUGGGCAUCUUAAAAGCCUACUUACUGAAACACAAGGCAACAUUAUGUAGAUUUAUUAUGUGUCUGUAAAGUUUGGUCAUGCCUUGUGGUUUGAUAUAAUAUUAAAAGCAAUAUUUGAGUAUUUUCUAUAGCUAUGAUUUCAAAUCUGAUGAUAUUAUGUGAGAAAUUUUGUAAUAGAAUGCAACCAGUUUAAGAUUUACUGGUCAUUACUUUUCCUUGCAUUAAAUCAUUUCCAAGUUGUAGAAUCCUUUCAUUGCUCCUGUCACUGUGUGAAUUGGGACUGUCUAUCCAAGAACAAUUAUCCUAAGUAUUGUGAACAGACUGCAUUGUGGUGUUUCAUUCUUUCUAACCUUAACUAUUCAACUUAUUGUGAGAUUUAGACUGUCAAUUUUAUAUUGACAAUGGCUAUCCAAGGCUGUGAACAAUUUGUAUUUUCUUUGGAAUUUGGAUUUUGAAUAUCCACUCUCUAAAAGUCAGUGGGAUUUUCAGUACACAGUCCUAUAUUUAACAUGUGUACAAUACUUCAGGGCCAAGGUCUACUGUAUAGGACCACAACCCUUUUUGAUGUUGUGAUAAGACUGACCAUGAAUUUUGUUCAGGAUUAUAUACUCAGUAUAUCUGUUGACUUUUUCUGUGAAGCAUACAGAAACAAAUCACCACAUCAUUUUGUUCAAUUUGAUUUAUACAAGUUCUACAUGUUCUAUGAGGAGCCUAAUUGAGGAGUGAUCUUUAUCACUGUUUAUAAUAGUGCUGUAAUAAAUAUUAUCUUGUUAUUAGGUCAGCAUUUAGAAAUAUUUGUAAAGAAAAUAGGCUAACAUAACCAUGUAUAGUUGAAUGCAAGAAUGAAUUUUCGUUUAGACAGGAAAAUAGAGUUUAAAGGUUGGUUGUUUAGUGGAAUGAAAUGAUUAAUAUAUAAACUGGUAGAAUUAAUUACAGCACGUUUAAGUGUCAGUAGUAAGUUUACUAUUAGAUUUCAUUGUGGAGUAGUUUUGCUUCAUUGGUCUUCAAGACCCUGAUGGACAACAAAGUCUUAUAUCAGACUUAAUGUUGACCUUUGACCUUAUUGCAGUUGAUUCUACCUAUUUAGAUAAAUUUUAGUGUGACAAGGGAUGACCUUAUCUUGUCCCAGUCAGAGAUGUUUAUAACAUUGUGUUGUAUAGUCUCUGUCACGAGUUAAGAGCUUGAACAUAGAAACUUCAUUUUACAUAGAGGCUUUUCAUAGCAAUAUGAUGAUUGCUAAAUAUUGUAAAGCCUGUGGAAGUCUCCUUGAGCUGAAAUCUAAAUCUUUCUGAAAUGAUAAUUUUUACUUGUCAGCGUCAAGAAAAAACUUGUAGCUUGUAUUAAUCCAUUUCAUUUGAUAUGUUAAACUCAAUGUUUGGAUCUGUUAUUGCGUAGUCCUUAACAUUACUUUCUGUUUACAUGUACAUUACAAAAAACAUUUUGUUUUUAAUUUUUCUUGAGAUAAUGAUCCUGAUAAUUUGCCUCUUCAUGUGUUUCAGUGGUUCAGUGUCACAGAUACUUCUAGUCAAUCUCUACCAUCUAGUCAGUGCACAUAUGCACACCUGGUGUUCCAAUUUCUCCUUAACACCUUUCCUUAUGUUGGUAGAAUAUAUACAUGUAUAGUAUUAUAGAAUGUAUGUUCGUUAUUAUAAGUGGUGUAUAUUUUAUCUAUUUUUGUGGUUUCGUCUAAUAAAAAAUAUUACAUGGUGCAUAA
This is a messenger RNA of Ylistrum balloti, 7540 nucleotides long. RefSeq lists its product as uncharacterized. Lineage: Eukaryota; Metazoa; Mollusca; Bivalvia; Pectinida; Pectinidae. The coding region runs from base 178 to 975 and encodes 265 amino acids. The record is from RefSeq and is a predicted model, not a curated record. The transcript has 4 exons.